CAACAUCCACUCAUCCAUACCAUGAUAUCGCAAUGACCAAACGCGCCCUCGAGGCGGCAUACCAAAGCCUCAUAACUAGAAGCAGACUCCGUCCAGACCCUCACCAACAAGCCCUGAUCACCCGCCUCGCGAACCUCCAAGAUGAACUCCUCGCCACAAAUCCCAUCCCAAGAACCAUUCCUCUCAUCAGACAAGACCCCAAACCUCCCUCACGAGGUCUCUACAUCUACGGCUCCGUCGGAACAGGCAAAACCCGCCUCGCAGACCUCUUCGCUUCCACCCUCCCAAAAGAAAUCUCCUGCCGUCGAACACAUUUCCACUCCUUCAUGAACGACAUCCAUCAACGUCUCCACAUCGCCCGAAAUUCCCCAACAUACACCGGCGACCCUCUCAUCCCCAUCGGAAAAGCCAUCUACGCCGAAUCUCGCGUUUUAUGUUUCGAUGAAUUCCAAUUAACAGAUAUUGCGGAUGCGAUGAUUAUGCGGAGAUUAUUUGGUGCGAUUUGGAAGGCUGGAGGUGUGAUGGUUAGUACGAGUAAUCGGCAUCCGGAGGGUUUGUAUGAGAAUGGGUUGAAUCGGGAUGUCGUGGUGCCGUUUAUUAGGGAGGUGCAGAGACGGUGUGAGGUUUGGGAGGUGGGUGGGAAAGAGGAUUAUAGGAUGAGUGGAAGUGGGGAUGGGAAGGGUGGGAUGGUGGGGAGGAGGGAGACGUUUUUUGUUGAUGAGAGGGCUUUUGAGAGGAGUUUGAAGGAGGUGACGGAGGGGAAGAGGUUGCAGAGAAUACAGAUUCCAGUUUACGGGAGUCGGAUGUUGGAGGUUGAGGGUGUAGUGGCGAGUACUGAAGAAAGCGACAAGAACGACGACAGUGCGACAAUAAGAACAACAGAUGCAUCAAGAAGAUUUGACCUUGUUACGGGAUCUUUUCAUCAAUUUUGCGAACGACCUCUCAGCUCAGCAGACUACCACGCUCUUUGCUCCUCAACAACAACACUCUACCUUUCCGGUCUCCGACAAUUCCAAUCAAACGAGAAAGACUUUGUCCGGCGCUUCAUUACUCUUAUCGAUCUCGCUUACGAGAAAGGCACGCGAGUGAUAUGUUACAGCAAUGCUCCUCUUGCCGAGGUGUUUGCCAACAUCGUGCCUGUUGAUAGUAAGCUCAAGAACAAGCUCGCCGAAGGAAUGCGAGUCAAAGCUGGAGGCGGAGCUUCGUCAAGUAUGAUGAGUACGUUCAUUGGAGAGACGGAGUGGUCUGCGACAGGUUUGCAAGAAGCUAGUCUUGCCACUGGUGGCGCUGGGGAGACGGAUGUUGGAUUUGCAAUGGGAAGAGCGAUCAGUCGGCUGUAUGAGAUGGGGUCGGAAGCAUAUGGUGUGAGAGAUCAGACUUGUACAGGUUAGAAAUUUCAACUGAGACGAAGUGAUUUGGGUGAUCUAGAAGCAAAGCAGAGCUACACUCCAAGAUAUAGUUAGAUCUCUAGCAGAUGACAUCUCCCGACGUGGCCAGCCAGCA
Molecule: messenger RNA, 1503 nt
Organism: Cercospora beticola
Lineage: Eukaryota; Fungi; Ascomycota; Dothideomycetes; Mycosphaerellales; Mycosphaerellaceae
Cellular component (GO): mitochondrion; cytoplasm
Molecular function (GO): ATP hydrolysis activity; ATP binding
Source: RefSeq, a predicted model, not a curated record